Molecule: messenger RNA, 3700 nt
Organism: Epinephelus lanceolatus (giant grouper)
Lineage: Eukaryota; Metazoa; Chordata; Actinopteri; Perciformes; Serranidae
Source: RefSeq, a predicted model, not a curated record
CUCUGCUGGUCCCUACAUUUAUUUUGGCAUGAUUAUGAGCAGUCCAACCAAAGAGUGAUUUUGCCUUUUUAGAGUGUUUAAAUCUCAGGAUUUUAGUUGCAUUAAGAGGUGAAAUUCCAAAAGAAAGAAAAAAAUAAUCCAGAAACAUCUAAUGCAUUUAAUCACGGUGGUCUGUGUUGGGAGCCACCGCCUGAUAUGCGCAUUUUGCGCACACAUGGCGCAGCUAUGACGCAAACAGAGUGUGAGGAAAGCCUCGCCCAGUCCAGUGUUUUGUCCAUGGAUGAAACACAAAUCGACCGUAACAUAUAAAAUGAAAAUGAACACUGCAGACAUGCUAUUGUUGCACGCCGCUGUUUUGUGCAUCUUGUAUGGUUCAUCUGCUGGUCUCAAGCAUAAAACGGUGUGCUAUGGCAAAAAUUAUGAAAUACCAUUUUCUUAUGCACCACCUCUUUUCCAUGGUCCAUUGUACUUCACUCCAAAUGGGGGAUCCAGGAGGCUAAUGAUGGAUAAUGGGGAGGCAAAGGACCCACGCCUUAAAGUUUCAUUCAUCUCAGCUGUAUUCGAAGAUUUGACAGAAAGAGAUGAUGGAUUUUUUUCUGUCUCAGAUGAUAAUGGCAUGUUUCACGAUGUCAUCAAACUGGAAAUUUUGGAUUGUGCUGAAAAGGAAACAAGGUAUUACGGGGAAAGGUUCUCCUAUCAUAUUCCUAGAGAGGCUGCAUUUUUGGAGUUUACUCCCCUUGACAGUGAGGACCAGCCAAAGGUCCUGUGGAACCACACCAACCGUCACACCAAUAGGGGAGGCAGAGGACAGGUGAAGCGUAAUGUGUGGGAGAUUAUGAACGUAAAUCAGGGAGACAUGGGCCACUACAACUUCAGAAGAAAAGACAACACUUUGCUGUCGAGGAUACAGCUCACAGUACAAGAGGGAUUUAGACAAUAUGAUACAAAGGUGGACAAGCGGCUCCUCAUUGAAAAUCCUCUAGGUGAUGUGCCGAUGACUGUGACUUUUACACCUGAGGGGGAAAUGAAACACUACACAUUGAUGAAAGCAGGCCUUCUGGUUGAAGAUGAGAUGGACUCUAUGCCUUGGACUUUUACACGGAGGAUUUUGGUUGUGCAAGAUGGCAUAGAGAUUGAUCCUGUGGAAAGCACAGACUCUGGGACCUUUGAGUUCAGAGACCCACAAGGUCACCUGGCCCUGAUUGCGCAGGUGGUGGUAAAACGUGUUUUUAUAUCUCCAGCUCCUGCCGUUGGUUAUGGUACUUCUAUUUUUGGGAUUUUGUUUGCGGGUAUUAUCUGCCGUUGCUGUGUGAAAAGCUGCUCUAAAGAGAGCUCUUCUAAAAGGAACAAGUCUGCUCUUCAGACUGCAGGUGCACAUGCACGGGCACCUGCACCUGCACCUGCACCUGCUGUCUAUAACCAUGAUUCGGAUCGAUCUGGAGGCCCAAUUUACUCCGCUGCACCUGGUUCAGGUUACUCUCAUCAGCCAUUGAAUUCUGGAGGACCCACAUCUAUCUUAAAUGAGCCAAUGGUACACAACCCAUCGCAAAUCCAUGUGAGCUCCCCUCAGCCUGAGGUUGACCCUCUAGGAGGGAAGGGAGACGAUCCAGCUCCUUCACUCAGCUUUGAUUGUCUCUCGUCGGACCCUGAGCCAAAGUUUGAGCUGAAACUGCCCUCUGCUCCCCCCCUCAGUUCAGAUGCAACUUUCAGUGAUGUUUACACCUCAGAUAAACUCAACUUUCUGUAAGUGCACAGAAAGUUUGAGAAAUGCAGAGUUGCAUUGAGCAUUCUACCUCUACUGACAGCCAUUUCAGUCUUUAAUUGAAAUGUGUGGUAUGCACACAUAAAAAGUCUAAGAUGAUUCCUGAGUACUUGACAAUGUCAACCUCACUGAUUACCUCUUUUUUGAAUUUUUUACCUUGAAUCUGCACUGUGUAUCUCAUAGCAGCAGAGAGUAGGAGUAAUACAGAGACAUGAAUCAAUUUAGGUUGAGUCUUGCGUAUGAUGAAGGUAUUUUUUCUCAGGUAAAGAAGAAGAAAGCUCACUCAGAGCGCCAUAGCUACUGUAGAGUUAAUUGUCAUGAUCAGGAUUUCUGUGUAAUAUAAAUGUGUGCUAUACAUUCAGGUAAUAUUGAAUGUAUCAUGUACACUGAGCCUUUCUCCUGUUGCUAAGGUUACCAUAGGUAGGAGAGAUGAUGUCACAAUGAGGUCUAAAAGCUAGUCUUUGUAGCAGAUUUUAGAAAUUAAGGAUUCAAACUGACCCCAACACUCAUGGAGAUCAAACCACUCCACUCUGCAAUUUAAGCCACUGUUACCAGAUUUACUUUUACAGUAUUUUUAUAUGGUUAUUUCAGGCUGAUACUAUGUGCCUCCAGCUUCUUACCUGAAAGUCUCUGUGUAGUUUUUAUCAUUACAUUGUGAGAAAUUAUAUAUGAUGUUUCUAUUUUCUUUUAUUCUGUAAUAAUGUAAGUUCUACAUCUGGAAUCUUUUUUUUAAAUGGUCUUUUGUGUCUUAUUAGAUUUUUACUUAUAAUAUCCACUUUUGGAAUCUUGCAGGGUCCCUAAUUUAACACUAAGUUUGACUAAAACAUUUAGCUAAAGGUACAUACAUGUACUUUUACUCAAGCAGAAUUUGAGUGCAUGGAUGUUUACUUUAAUGAAGUAUUUCUGCAUUGUGGUAUUGCUGCAUUUACUUGAGAAGAAAAUCUGUAUAUGAAUUAUGAAAGGCAUCUCUAGUAGUGUGAAUGUAUAGUUAGCACAGAAGAUAUUAUGAUUAUAUCCUGUAUAUGUCCAGGUUUAUUAGGCCUACUUACUCACCUAACGUACUUGCAAAAUGAUUAGACAUUUUAAUGUACUUUAGUCAAAGAAACUUAAUCAUGCUAGAAUAUAAAAUGUAUAGAUGCAUGUUUAAAUAAUGAAGUGUCCUACAUUUGGAAACUGUUACACACUGUAUCUUUGGGUGCAUAUUUGUAGAUAAGCUCUACUUGUGGCUUCAAGAAACUGCCCCAAUCAUUACACCAAGAAAUCUAUGAGUAAUUGUUCUAUUAAUUACAAAUAUUUGUCUGCAUUAUAUGUAAAGAUAUGUAACUGUGCGUUGACUUUGAAAAGUUUUUUCUCCCCGUUUUUUGAAAGCUAAAUAAUUUGCCGCACUGGACUGUUAAAUCCCUGAGCCUAAUUGCAUUUGUAUGAAAUGGCGUAUUAAUUUUAAUCUGAACCACAACAUUUAGCAUCAGCAUACCAUGAAUACCACAACAUUUGUCUGUAUGACAAUAGAAACAUAUGUAGGCAAUAACGUGAAGGUAUUGUCAUAAUGCAAAAACAAUCUGUAUUUAAGAAACAAUCUGUAUUUAAGGAACAAUUGAUUAGAUCGUGAGUUUAUUCUCGUAAUUUUACACCUUUUUCCUCAAAGUACUGCAGCAGGAGGACACUAGGACCCAGGCAAAGUUUGGUCUGUUAAGGUGAGAGCGUCUCAUGGAGCACAGGUGUGUGUGAGCCUUAUUCUUGGUCUGAGAUCACUCCUAUGCACAUGCCUGCCUGGUGAGCCCAACAAACUUUGUGUUUGAAAUAUGAUUAUUUUAUUAAGUUACUGUGGGGGUGCAAACACACCCUGAGGUAUUGUUUUUUAAGUGUUAAUACUGAAUUUGUUGUAUUUCUUAUUGCAAAAAUGAUUGCAUAAUUAAAAAAAUGUAUGGGUGUCUUUAA